GCAAAAUCGACGGUUGCGACCGUAAACAAACUAAACUUUUCCGCGAGUUUCUUGAAAAAAUUGCACAAUUUUCAUGAGAUUAAGAGAUUUUAUAGGCUUAAUUUGUUAAAAUAGGAUAGUGCGAGUACAUUCGACGAAAACCAGCAAGCGGAUCGACGGAUUUCAGUCACCAUGGAUAAAUUUACCCUCGACAUGGACGAGCUCCUGUCGGACAUGCAAAGCCUGCAGGUGUCCGCACUGAGUCGGGCCGCUAAAAUCAGCCCGCUGGUCCAGGGCCGCACGCUCGGUCCGGACUGCGCUCCGUUCGCCUAUUCCACGACGGACGCCGACAGCGAAAACGACCCCAAUCUGAGCAACGUCUCGUCCUCGGAGCCGGAUUCGGAACCACCGCCGGAACGAUACGUGCCGAAUUUGAAGGUGACGAUAGGGAGGUCCCAGGAGGGGACGCGCAAGGUGGAUAUUGGCGAGCUUGGGGCGUUGGUUUCGUUCCGGAUGUUUGAGCAGGAACGGGAGCGGGAACGGAGGAAGGAGGUGGCGCGGGUGUUGGAGGAACGGCAGGUUCGGGUGCGGGAGGCGGAUCGAUUGCGGGAAGAGCAGCACAGGGAGCGGUUGAAGAAGGUGGCGGAGGAGAAGGAGAGACGGGCGAGGGAGGUUGAGGUGAAGCUUCUGGAGGCGAUCCGGGAGCAGGAACGGGCGGCGAAGGAGUUUGAGGAGCGGAACAAUGCGGAGAUUGAGGCGGAGAAUCGCCGGCUGGCGGAGGUUUCCGAGCAGUUGAGACGGAAGGAUGAGGAGAUGAAGCGCAAACAGGCGAUGUUUGAGGCGAUCCGGACGCACCAGGGCAACUUCCGGAAGAUGACGGACGUGUUCACGAAGACGUUGCAGGCCAAGGCGGAGUAUUUGGCGAAUUUUGGCGCGCAGAAAAAGUCGGUGCAGACGGUGGUGAAGGCGUUCGAGCAGUUGCUGCAUGGAGUUAACGUAAGUCGGGAAGUGACGCAGCAGGACGUUGACAGGGCGGUGGAUUACUGCAAGCAGAUGGAGCAGAUCAACGCGGAGGUUGGCGAGAUUUUGAACCGAAUUCAGCAGGAGGUGGCGGAUCGACAGAAAAAGGAGCAAGAGCAAGCGGAAGCUCAAAAGCAGCAGCAAAAGCCGGAGGCACCACCGGAGGUUGCACCGCCGGUUCCGCAGGACACUCCGGAUACGACGGCGCCGAAGGCCGCUCCCCCACCCAAUCCCCUAGCGGCGUUCGUGUCCCAGGAGAGUCUGGCGUUCUACACGGAAAUCAAAUCAUUCUACGAGCAGCACCAGGCCGCGGUCAAGACCCUGCUGGACGACGCCUCGAUGAAAACGUAUCGCUUCAGCUGCCAAAAGGCCAUUAACACCCCGGUCAACGCCAUCUCCGCCGUCAGCCGGGAACACUUCCUCGACAAAUUCACCAAACUGGACGCCCUGCUCAGCGGUCAACAGGUCCGCGUCGGCGAUCAAUCCGUUUCCAUCAACGCCCACCCCCUCGGCCGAACCUACUGCACCAUGCUGCUCGCCAAGAAGUUCGUCAGCCAAGCGGACACGGCCAUCUCCAGCAACCAACUCGCGGCCUUCCCCAUCGCCUCCAUCAUCGUCGCCCUGUGGCAAAAAUACCCCGACUUUGGCCGCUUCUUCCUCGCCUAUCUCCACAAAGAGUGCCCAUACCUCGUCCCCUACUACCUCCCCCAACUCGCCGGACAAUCCCAAGAGGACUACCUUAAAGCCAUCGGCUACCGUUUCUCCUCCGAAGGCAUCCUAGAAAAGCAAGACCAAUACCUCAAGCGAAUGACCGGCCUGGCCCGCCUCUACGGCGCAGUCAUCGUGACCAACCUGCGCCGUGGCGAGUCCGCGCCCCACCCACACGGCCUCGAGUGCGGCUGGAAGUGGCUGUGCAACAUCCUGAACCUGGCCCCACUCCCGGACAUUUGCGCAACGCUUAUAACGGAGUUCCUCCAGACGGCUGGCGGUCUCCUCUGGACGCACUAUGGGCGGCAGUUCGUCAAGGUGAUGCGCGUGAUGCACGAGCAGUAUCUGCCGGAGUUGAACAAGGUGGACGAAGGUGGGCCCAAGUCGCGGCUGGAAGGACUCGUGGCGAAGAUUACCGCGGAAGGGCGGAUCGAGCGGCCCGAGGGGAUGAUGGCGGCGGACUUUUGGUAGGGUGUUUUUGUGUGCGACUUUUGUUUCUGGUAAUAUAUUGUUUCUGUAGAAAAA
Molecule: messenger RNA, 2232 nt
Organism: Culex quinquefasciatus (southern house mosquito)
Lineage: Eukaryota; Metazoa; Arthropoda; Insecta; Diptera; Culicidae
Gene: Gle1
Product: nucleoporin Gle1
Exons: 2
Coding region: 172-2178 (668 amino acids)
Biological process (GO): poly(A)+ mRNA export from nucleus; regulation of translational termination; regulation of translational initiation
Cellular component (GO): nuclear pore; cytoplasm; nuclear pore cytoplasmic filaments
Molecular function (GO): translation initiation factor binding; inositol hexakisphosphate binding; phospholipid binding
Source: RefSeq, a predicted model, not a curated record